This is a messenger RNA of Venturia canescens, 3604 nucleotides long. Its product is annotated as axoneme-associated protein mst101(2)-like. The record is from RefSeq and is a predicted model, not a curated record. Lineage: Eukaryota; Metazoa; Arthropoda; Insecta; Hymenoptera; Ichneumonidae. The coding region runs from base 173 to 2395 and encodes 740 amino acids. The transcript is spliced from 5 exons.
CGCACCGUGUAAAACGCUCUUUUUGAAAGAUUCCGGUAGUAUUAAACAUCGAGUGUCAUGGAUGACGACACGGUUAGUAAGUUGGCGAAUCGGGAUGAGAUUUGACAACGAAAAAUUCUUCGAUUCUCGGGCAGUGACUUUUGAACUUUAUUGGAUUCCAUAACGGUGAUAAAUGACUCCGCAGAUUCCAGUUAAACGCGAUCUUCGCGAGGACUUUUACAAGCCCCCACAUGAGGUUAAAAAUUCUGCUACGCAACGUCAGACAGCACGUCACACCGCUUCCCACGUCGAUUUUCGUCUCAACGGUGAUAUCGGGAGAAUUCGUGAAAGAGAAAAUCCACGUAGAAAACAUCGAACGAAAUGUUGCCACUGUGACUGCUGUCAGCAGGACAGCCAAGAAAAUUGGUCGGUCGACGCGAAUCGUAAAACCGAGCAUUUAAGCCGCAAAAACUCGGAAAAAUCAGCAGAAGCGAUGUUAAGCCAGCACUUGGAGUACGGAAAAAGCGGGAAUGUCACGAUAAACGGGCUUCGCACGAGCGCCUCCUAUCAACAACGCAGUCAGUCUCAUCGACCUGGCACUACCACAAUUCGCUGCCACAAUCGCAACAACCAAUCGAGCCCCAGGGUCCAUCGUCACUCACAGAAAUUCGACUGUUGCCCUGAAUGCCUCUUCAGAUGCGAUUCACCCUUUCGCGAAACAGUCUUUUCGGACGGCGAGAUUGAAGAGUCCGAUUAUUGGUUCUCGCACGACCAAACACCCUUGCGAAACACCUGCAAACAUACCGAACCCGUCCGCCGAUCCGGGGAGCCGCAUUUCGAACCGGAGACGGAUUUGUCAUCGAAGAAUCGUGGUCGGGAGUGGUUGGAUUUGAGAAACCGAGCAGUUGAGCAGGGCGAGAGUCUCGAAGUGAGUCAUUUCGAGGGCGAUUGUAAGCCUUCGUUGGAAACGGGUUCGAGCGUCGUGAAAGACGAUUGGCAGCAGCAGUACGAGUGGGAUCAGCGUGAGUUGAAGGAGUUGGGUGAGGAUUUGCGCCAAUUUGUCAAACGUAAAAUGAGCUCGGGCCAGAUGGGAGAGGAGAAGAAACAACCGAGCGACGAGUCGACGGAUACACUCGAUAAAAUCAAUCGUUUCGUCAGGAAAGUUUCCGAACCUCGACGCAAAGAUUCCGGCGCCAAAUUAUCGUGGGAGGCUCGAAAAAAUCGCGCCCCGAGUCCUAAGGCGAGCAGAGCUCGGACAUCGAAGAUCGAUCCCCGAAAGUCCAGUAACUCGAACAAGAUUGAGGAACGUCGCAGCGAGGAGCACGAGCGCCGAGAGUUCAGGAGGAAACUCGUCGACGAGCUGCUCGACAUCCAAUUGGAGAGCUCCAAGCUCGAGGACGAGGAAGAACCGGAAACGUGCGGAGAGCCGGGGGAGCGGGGAGAGAAACGAGGCAACGAGGAGGAGGAGGCCGCGAGCGAGACCGAGGAAGAAGCGAGACAAUUGAUGAAAGAGGAAUCGGACACCGAGCACAUCCAGAGGAGAUUGAACAAAUCUUGGAACGAGUGCACCCGCGAAGGGAAACCCCGCGAACCGAGGAGCGCCGAGGGCCUCGAGUGUGACGAACAGAAGAGAAGAAAAAAUUUGGGGGCUCCGAGGAACGAGAGGAAGCACGAAAAGCCCAAAUUUUCUUAUAAAACCGUGGAAACGCCUGACGCUAACGCAGGCAAACGAAAUUGUUCUGAUGCGGCGUUGACCCGCGGGGAUGAUCCCGGUAACUGCACAGAAGCUUGGGAUAAACCGAAUUCUCGUAGAAACAGAAUCCGCAGGGAUGAAACUCCCGAGACAAACGAUGCUGGAGAAAAGUUUCAUCAAAAGGCACAUUCUUUGCUCAAUGUACCGCGGAAAAAUUGCAACGAGCCACCAACUGGCGGGAAGCACGAUGCUCUUGUACUCGAUGCCGACAUGACUAAAGCCUCGAUCGAUGAAAUGAUCGACGAUGGGCUCACCCGCGAGGCUAAACGAGUCAACCCCGCUCCGCUUCCACUCGUGAAAAAGGAACUGCCGGGCGAGGAGGAGGGAGCUGGUCGAGUUUAUUUGAGAAGUCCGAGGAAGUGCAGCGAGCUUGGGAAGGCAACGAGACGUCGCGAAAGGCUGCCGAUCGCAGCUCGCCCGAGCGUCGAUUCGUCGCGCAGGAAAAGGGAGGAAUGCUGUUGUCGGAAAAUCGUGAAAAUUCUCGCGGACAAUCCGUCCCCGGAGUACCUCAGAAAACUGAAAAUUCGACGUUGGCAUUAUCUCGACAACAUUCGAAACGUUUUGGCUAAAUUGUACGACCUCGAGGGAUUCCUCGAAAUGUGUUCACCCGGGCGGGAAACCCCGAGUUUCCAGAACGAAAUGGAUCCUGAUUUGGCGGGCUAGAGGAUAAAAGAGGUUUGGCGAAGGUGCCGAAAGAUUGAUUCGGGGGCCCGCUGGCGACGGUGGGCUCCGGAAACGAGAAAUUUUCGCCGGUGGAAUUCGAGAAAUCUCCCAAAAGUCGGAGCACACGACGGAGGCAUUUUUCUAUCGACGAUUUCGUACAUAUUUUUAUGUAUUUUUGAUAAAAGUAACGCGUUUUCGUGUUCAAUAUACUUUUACGAAUUUUUCCCCGUCGCCCAAUAUUUAUUCUUCCGAGCCCUAAAAAUCCGACGAGAACGACAAAUAUAUUCCAAAAGGUAAAAGCGAAUAUUCUUCAACCUCACAGCGAAAAAAUGGAACAACGUUGAAAGGAAGAAAAAACUGUCAUUAUUUCGAAGGAAAAAAGCUCUGAAAGCAUCGCACUGUGCGGGAAAGGGAUGCUCGUCGCAUCGAAGACCAACCGCGUCUCUUAGAAAGAGUCGACUCCUGUGCAGCUAACUCUCGAAGGUAGAAUAGAGCCACUCAAAGUUGAGACGCACUCUCGUUCAAUGAGAACGAACGAGAGAGUGAGAGAGAGGCAGCGAGAGGAAACCGCGCGGUGCGGGAGGGGACGAAAGAGUAACCUUUUCUCUCCCCUGUGGGAAGAGUGCAGUUGUAAGUGCUCGAAAUCGAUUAUUCACGAAUCCUCGAGUGAGAAAUGAAGUGCAAAAAUGUCGUAUAACGUUGGACAUAUUUUACUAUUUUUUCUACCUCCUUUUAUAACCCAAAAACAUCGUUUAACUCUCGUGGGAAAUAUCUUCGAAGGAAAACAACUUGCUAUUUAUAGCACGAACUCCGAUGAUGACUUUUUUUCAAACGGUGGUGUUUUUACAUUUUUCUUAUUCGAGACAAUGCCCAGCUUCGUUUUUCCUCGAAAGAAUAAAAUACAAACUAUUUCGUAUCCCAGUGACAACGGGAACAAUAUUUUUGACAGUUGACAUUAAGGUGGAACGGUGCUAUGUAUAAAAAAUGAGGGAUUUUUAUGCAAAUUGGUAGAUACGUUCGAAUAUGUGUAAACUAUUUGCUUGAGCAGGGCAGCCAACGGGGUUAAAGCAAGUGUUUGAUACAAGAAGCUUUUUUCACCAAAAUCAUGAACUUUAUCGUUGAAAUAAUGAUUUUUUCGUCUAAAAGUACACAAUUAUAUUUUUACAUGUAAAUUGAAAACCAGAAACUAAAUUCACGUGCAGCUGGUAA